CCUCACAUUAGUUUAUCCAUUUAUAUUUAACCAUUAUAACCCUAAAAACACUCCCAUAACAACAAAAAUAAUAGUUUUAAUUAUAUGCAAAAUGUAUCAUCAUAAAACCAUAUUCUUCUUAAUAAUGAUGUUACACAUGCUAGUAACCACAUCUUUAGCUCGUCCCCAUGGAUUCAAUGAAGGCCAAGGAAAUCCAAAAAAGGAAACAACCCUAGGAAAAGAAGCAUCAACUACUAACCAAGAUAGUAUGGGCUCCCAAAUGGGCUCUGAGGGCUGGGGCCAUGGGCCUAAUUGGGACUAUGGAUGGGGAUGGGGAGCUGGGCCUAGAAGUGGUUGGGGUUAUGGAUAUGGGUCAAGCCAUACCCCUAGUGGGUUUGCUAGGGGUUAUGGGUUUGGAUUUGGGUCUGGAUCAGGGUCUGGAUAUGGGUAUGGAUCCGGAUAUGGAUAUGGGUCUGGAGGAGGUGGGGCGAGUGCAUAUGGGUCGGGAGCUGGGGGAUAUCAAGGAGGAAGUGGUGGAGGUGGUGGAAGUCCUUCAAAUCAUGGCUAAAGCUAAUUUCCUUAAGUAUAACCGUUUCUGUUUCUUUGAAUUUGCUACAUUAUAUUCAAUAAGUUCUCAUUUUGUUUUGGAUUAUAUAUAGCAAAUUCAAAGAAACAGAAGAUUAUUAAUUUCUUUAAAAUGUUUUAGGUGAUAGAAUUAAUCAAAAGACUAGUAUGAGUAUAUUUUAACUAAUUAAUUUAAUAGUAGUAUGUUUAAGCUUUUUGAAUUACAUAAUGAAUGUGAAAGGUGAAGCGUGGAUGUUGUAUUGCAUAAUUUGUCAAUGUAAUGAUGAAGAUGUUGUUCCAUCAUCAAAUAAAUAUGUGCACUAAAAGUGGAAAA
Molecule: messenger RNA, 877 nt
Organism: Amaranthus tricolor (Joseph's coat)
Lineage: Eukaryota; Viridiplantae; Streptophyta; Magnoliopsida; Caryophyllales; Amaranthaceae
Exons: 1
Coding region: 92-547 (151 amino acids)
Source: RefSeq, a predicted model, not a curated record